AUGCUGAGUGCAGACGCUGGUUGCGUUGGCAUCUACAGCAGAAAUCGAUUCGUGUUCGUCAAAAGUCGACGUAAAGGGCGUCAAAUGUUGACGCUUCUUGGGCCCAACUGGUGCUUUUUUGUACCGCCAACUAUGCAGCGCUUAAAGCCUUCCGGCAAUGUGAUUUUAAGCCGUCAAACUUCGCCCAUCAAAGUUGAGCGGCCUGGAACACUUUUCGGAGGCAACAUGAAUUCACUCAACCGGAACGACUAA
Protopolystoma xenopodis is the source of this 252-nucleotide messenger RNA. Lineage: Eukaryota; Metazoa; Platyhelminthes; Monogenea; Polystomatidea; Polystomatidae. The record is from the annotation of a GenBank genome assembly.